CUUGCGGGUUCCUAUAUCAAAAGCUUUUAGUAUUAGCUGUUGUUAGGAAGACAUUGACAUUUGACAUUAAUGUAGGUUGCUGAAUUGGUAAUGCAGAACCAGAGACCUCUCACUUUUUCAAAAAAUAGGGUUUCGGUCCCCUACCCAGCAUACAUUUCCAUUUAAGUACUAGCCUUAAAGUGAGAAAAGAUAGGUAAAGAGAUCACAGGAUUUAGGGGCGGAGCUUUCUUUUGAAAAAAGAAAUAACUUAGCAAAAAAACCAAUAAGAAACCCACGUUCCUAUUUAACAGCCUAACUGCCCCCAAAACUGUUAGAACUCUCUCCAUUAUCACCAGCACCCAAUUCAGUUUUCUUCUUACCAUCUUCUUCAGAAUUCAAACAGUUCUCUAGAGUCAUAGCAAGUAAAACAGAAUUCAGAAAGUUUAAAUUAUGAAGUGGGGGAGAAAGAAACCUCCUUCUUCAUCAUCCUCGUUCUCUUUUCGACCUCCUUUACUUUCUCAUGUUCUACCCGCUUCUUGGCUUUGCAGGUUUAAGAGAAUGAGUGUGGAUGCUGAACCAAAACCUGCAAAAGGGAAUCACAAUUCUCUUAGUUCAUCAAAGGUUGCUGCAGGUGAAGGAAGGUUCCAUGCUGGGGAUGGUGAUGCAUUUUGGAGAUUGUCAUUUGGAGAAAAAAGUGUUGAUGGGAAGGAAAGUAGAGGAGUGCUGAGAUCGGUCUGGUAUGAUCCGGAUGACGAGGUUGGUUUUCCACCCUCAAGUUGCCAAAGAUGUAGAUCAAAUGCAAUGAGGACAAUGGAAACUGAAAGAGUGAAGAGGUCUUGGGAUGUAGAGAAGAUUAAGGAACAUCGGAGGGAUACUGAGAUGCUGCCAGAGACUGAUAACCGUAAAGGAGAAACGUUAACAAUAAUCAAGACACCAAGGUUGAUAUCUGCAAGAGACCUGAAAUUGAGGAACAGAUUUGAGGAAGCUGUAGAAGAGAAAAGGUUGAGAUUGCAAAGAAUUAAUAGUGAAGCAAGGAAGAAAUCAACAAAUCCAGGAAUCGGAAGAGACGAGCUAACAGGUGAGAGUUUAAGGAAACAUCACAAUCUCCCUUACAUGAAUUUGGGAAAUUUUAAUUUAACAACAAAUGAUGAAGGCUCUGCAUUUGCUACUCGAAGAAUGGAGCAAAGUAAUAGACUUUCUCCAGAAUAUUCGAGCUCUGAGUGGCGAAAACUGAAAGAAAUGAGAAUAGAAGAGCUGAAGGUGAAGAAUGAGAUACAGAGGAAAUCUCUUUACAUGAGCAGGGAAUUGCAGAGGAGAAAAACAAAGCAGAGUAAAGACAGAGUUUUUUCUCCAAGAACACCUUCAAAGGUUGAAAUCUGCAAAAUAAAAGCUCUUGAAGACAUGAAGAAGGCCAAAUUGAAGAUGAAGGCAGCAAAGCAGAGAAGAGUGAAGGAAAGUACCAGGUUAGAGAACUUUGCUGUAGUGAAAUGCUCAUUUGAUCCAGAGAAGGAUUUUAGAGAUUCAAUGAUUGAGAUGAUCAUGGAGAAAAAGAUCAGUCGACCUGAAGAACUUGAAGAACUCUUGGCUUCUUAUCUGACAUUGAAUUCUGAUGAAUAUCAUGAGCUCAUCAUCAAAGUAUUUCGGCAGGUAUGGUUCGACCUAGAUCAGGCCAUUUUUGAAUCUUUUGAUACUGAAUUGCAUACUGAAGAAUGCUUUCAGGAUUAACAACUGUCUCAAGAUUCUCACUAUUGAUGAGAAAAGUACAAAUAUCUUUAACAGUUACUGAUGUAGUCAGAAUUAGCUUCAAAUUCCUCAAAAGAAUAAUUUUAAUUCGUUGUUUCGAAAUUUAAAAGUCUGUGGCUACAAACAGCUUCAAACACAAGCAUGCAAAUGCACCAAAAGUAUACACGCCUCAUGCAUACAUGUUUAUGAUCAUACCUGCGCCAGAGUAUUGGAAAUACAUCCAUGUGAUUGUUAUCUGCUUUUCAGCUGUAUCUUCACUGUCAUUUCAAUUUUGGAUAUUGCUCAAUUAAUGCUGUAAUUAAAGACUGAGCUGCUAAAACAGCAAAAGCUGACCACUUAGAGAAAGUUGGCAUAUUCCCAUCUGAUUUGUUUGAUCUUUUCCUAGCCUCUCCUCAUAAGUUUUGCAGUUUCUUUACCAUAGGGCAUCCAUUUCAUAUAAUCCAGUUAAUACAACCUUACUUUCACA
Molecule: messenger RNA, 2188 nt
Organism: Rubroshorea leprosula
Lineage: Eukaryota; Viridiplantae; Streptophyta; Magnoliopsida; Malvales; Dipterocarpaceae
Source: the annotation of a GenBank genome assembly